GAUGCACAAAACAUGGAAGUGUCUACACCAGUACCCCCAAUAAAUCCGGAAGGAAAUGAUGAGGACGAGACUCCAAAGAACACUGUCUCUAGAAAUGGUGGUUUCCUGCAGAAUGCAGUUGGGCAAGACCUAGUCCAUCUUGGCGUUGCAAGAACAGCAAGUGGUUGCCCUUCGGCUGUCGCUUCCGGUGUUAGCACCAGAUACCAGCACAACAGAAUGGAUCUUGAUCCAGCAUCCAGCAGCGUGGAUAAUUUCAAAACACCAGAACUUACAAAAGAAAACGGUCUCGAGGAGGAUGGGAAAGGAGAGAGUAGUAUGUAUGAUGAGAGGCAACCUAAGAGAAGGAAGCGUACCCUUAUGAAUAAUGAGCAAAUAGAUGAAUUAGAGAAGGCUCUAGUAGAUGAGCCUGAGAUGCACAAAAACCCUGUUCUAUUGCAGAGUUGGUCAGAGAAGUUAAGUCUGCAGGGCCCAGAGAUCACAACAUCACAACUUAAAAACUGGUUGAAAAAAAGUGUUGUAUGCAAAUUCUGACGAGGGUGAUAUAUAAUACUAUAAUCCUAAGUCUGACAGCCUAAAUAACCUGGUUCUAAGCUCCUGUUUGAUCUUUUUUUUUCUAUACCUUUUAUGCAAAUCUGAACAGUUGUUUUUACACAACUGAACACCUUUUUAAUGUGAGAUAUUGAGCAUUAUAAUUGUUAGUAUAUUAGGUUAGAGUAAAUUAGUUACCAAGCUAGGCAGCCCCGCUCCGGUAUUUAUCUCCACGGAUGAAAAGGGGACGCAGCUAUGUCAUUACAUUCUAUAGAUGCUGAAGCAUUUAUUUUCAUGAUUGAAUUUU
Molecule: messenger RNA, 835 nt
Organism: Zea mays
Lineage: Eukaryota; Viridiplantae; Streptophyta; Magnoliopsida; Poales; Poaceae
Exons: 3
Coding region: 13-531 (172 amino acids)
Biological process (GO): flower development
Molecular function (GO): single-stranded DNA binding
Source: RefSeq, a predicted model, not a curated record